ACAUCUCCCGCUCCGGUGGGCACAGCGGCGGGGCUGCUGCGCUGGGGGCAGCGAGGCGGAGCGGAGGGAGCUUCCCCAGAGCUACGCUGAGCUCGCUGGCCGUGGCGGAAAGGAGGAAAGCGUAUGAGGAGCAGUGAUAUGAAGAAACCUUCACUGAGGUCUUGUGAAGGAAAACUUGCCUAGAAGGGAAUCUACUUCCAGAACAGAUUGCAACCACUGCCUUCUACCGGAAUAGUUGGGCAAGGUGAUGGCCGUUCCGCUCCGACCCGGAGGCCUCCGCACCGGUGCGGCGCGGCGCCGGCGCAGGUAGCGCGGCUCGAUGGAGGGCAACGGUGCGGCAGGGGAGGAGGAGAGCGGGGCCGGGCCCGGCGCCCCGCCGCCGCCGCCGCCGCCCACCCCCGCCGCACCCUGCGGUUUCAGCUCCUCCCUCUGCUUCAGCGACACGGCAGCCGAGACGCAGCCACCCGCCGCCGGCGGUCGGAUGGUGGUGGAGAGCCAGUGGGAAAUCAAUAACGCCGCCGGCCAGCCGGCGGAGGAGAACGAGGAGGCGGUGGGGACGCGGGAGCGCCCAUCUGAGGAGCCCGACCGCCCGUCUGAGGAGCCCGACCUGGUGAUCGAGGUGUCGGGGCGUCGCAUCCGGGCGCACAAGUCGGUGCUGGCCGCCAAGAGCGACUACUUUCGUGCCCGUGCCUCACGGGACGUGCUGCGGGUGAAAGGGGUGAGCUACGGGGCGCUGCGGCUCCUCAUCGACUACGUGUACACGGCCCGCAUGGGCGAGGUGCGGCACGACAACCUGGCCGAGGUGGUGAGCGGCGCCCGCGUCCUUCAGAUGCCGUGUGCCCUGCACUGUGCUGCUGAGGCCAUGCGCGCCCAGCUCCGCCUCGACAACUGCUACCAGCUCCUCUGCCUGGCCAAGAAGCAGCGGCUGGCGGAGCUGCGGGAGGCUGCCUACCGCUUCAUGAGCGACCACUACCUGGAGGUGCUGCGAGAGCCCAGCGUCUAUGGCCGCCUCAGUGGCAGCGAGCGGGACCUCAUCCUGCAGCGGCGCAUGGAGGCCGGCCGGCCCUGCUUGCUGGUGGCUGAGGUCAGCGACGCCUUUGAGCGGCCAGGUGGCGGUAGCCGGCCGCAGAGCCGUGAGAGUAGCAGGCCCCAGAGCCCCUCCUCCGUGGUGUCGCUGGAGGAGAGUGGCUCCCUCAUCCACUGCUACCAGGAGGCCAGCGGUGAGUGGAGGGUGCUGACGCGCCUGCCCGAGGAGGCCAAUGCCAAGGGCUGUGCCAUGUGUGUCCUCCACAACUACCUCUUCCUAGCAGGGGGCAUUGCGACAGGGCCAGCAGGCAGUGAGUCUCGGGCCCGCCUGUCUGACAAGGUCUUCUGCUACAACCCACUUACCGACACCUGGAGCCAGGUGCGGCCGCUGGCUCAGCCUCGCUCGCAACUCAAGCUGCUGGCCCUGGACGGUUACCUCUAUGCUGUGGGGGGUGAGUGCCUCUUUACUGUGGAGAGGUAUGAUCCCCGGGCUGACCGCUGGAGCCCUGUGGCACCCCUGCCCAAGGGUGCCUUUGCUGUGGCUCACGAGGCCACUACCUGCAAUGGGGAGAUCUAUGUGUCGGGUGGCUCCCUCUUCUACCGCCUGCUCAAGUACGACCCCAAGCGUGACGAGUGGCAGGAGUGCCCUUACAACAGCAGCCGCCGGCGCUCUGCGGACAUGGUGGCCUUCAAGAGUUUCAUCUACCGCUUCGAUGUGAGCAGCGGCCGUGGUGGGGAGCAGGGCCUGGGCGGUGGGACCAGUGGCAGCGUCGAAGUUUUCCGGUACAACACGGUGGCCAAGUGCUGGAGCCAGUGUGCCAGCCUGCGGCCCAGCAGUGGCCCCAUUCAGCCCUUCCGUUGUGCUCCCUUGGGCAACACCAUCUACUGUGUCAACCGGACCGGCACUCUCCGCUUCAGCCUAGCCCAGGAUGGUGAAGUGGAAGCAGAUGGCGGGCUCAAGGGCACUUUCGAUGGGGACCUUCUUAAAGCUCCCUUGGAUGCCAAGGGUGUCCUCUUGCCCUUCGUGCUUACCCUGCCUGAGAGGCUGGACAAAGCAGGGGACCAGGAGGGCUCCCUCCCACUGUGAGGUAGCCAGCUUGGCUCUGGCUUCUGAAGCGAUGAUUUGAGUUGCAGAUGUGGGGAACCCACAAACUUCCCCCCUACAGAGGGGACCCUCUCUUGCAUGUCCACAGAGAGAAGGGGCUGCCUCUUUCCCUCUCUCUGCUCCCAAGAUGUUGGGAGCAACAUCUCUCUCUGCUCCCAAGAUGUUGAGGUAGAGCCACUCGAUUGUAACUCAUUUGUAACCCUUCUUAUGUUCACUGUGCUUUGUGUGAAAAGCCAAGCACACGAAAGGAAAAGCUGCUAUAAAGGACAAUCUCUGGAUUAUGUUUGUGCCAAUUCCCAAAUUGAGAAAAACUUUUUACACCACGACUUCAAAAAGAUUCCUGACGACAGUGUCGUAAUGGGACGUUACUGUUAGCGCUGGUUUUGUGUUUAUGUGUAGUUGUAAUCUGAGCUGGAGCAUUUUCUGCUGUUUGUUUUGUUUCUCUUCAGGAUGAUACCGAGGGAUAAACACUGCAGGCAAUGUAGCUUAGCUGCAUUUGGUUUUACGUUAAACCAACUGUUUGCCGUGCUAGAAAAGUAUAGGAAGGACAUCUUCACCACAGCCUUCCAUUUCUGGUGCAAUAGAUGGUUUAAGGAAGAUGUGGCACUGUGUGGUCCCAGGAAUUUCAGCCACAAAUGAUUUAACAGAUACCAGACUGCAGAACUUGAAGUAACACAAAUGUGUGCCACGUGUUUGUAUUUGGAAUAAUGAUAAUUACUAAAAAAAAAAAAGAAUGCGGCAAGAUACCUUUUUAAAAUGUGGCGUAUUAUAGCAGAUAGGAAAUGUUGAUAUGUUCUUUUUUUGAAAAAGGCAAUGGCUUAUGUAUAAAACAACACCAUUUUAUUACUUUUUUAUCAGAGAUUUUAAAUUAUAACAGAAUGAACUGAAACGGUUCAGACUGCAAUCGAUUGACAUUACCAUGUAUGCCGCUAGAGCUGGGGGAAAUAUUUUGCAAUUCUGCUCUUUAACUAACUGCAGGUCAAGGAAGAUUAACCUAAACCAAAUGUAAAUUUUCUGAAACUGACUGCAAACAGCUUAAAUGUUUCACUGUAUGUUCAGUAAUCCUGUGGCAAAAGGCUUUUCCAACUUAGUGCAAGACCAUCAAAAGGGUGUGACAAAGUGGAAUGCGCUACACACGUUGAUUAUGUUGUACACUAGCGUGAUGUUAUUUCUCUGUGUUUUGGCUGAGGGGCUGCUUUAUUUAUUUUGGUCUAAUGAUUGCUGUAAUUGGUAAGUCCUUGUUACUUGCAGUACAUGCUGAUGGUGUAUGCUGUCACUGGGAUUCUGAACUGCCCAAGAGCGCUGUUUGUGGAGCAGCAUCCUCACAAGAAAAAACCAUACAAAGCUUCUUCCUGCCUGUGGAAAGUUGAAGCAUACUUUUUGUCACGUUACUCAGAACCGUCUACACAGACAAACUGUAUUGAAAAGGGCACAUGCAUUUAUUUUAUACAUUUUAUAUAAAAAAAAUAAAUAGGCAAGGCAAAUGCUUUAGCUUUAUGGUAAAUCACUGAGAAACCUUUUCGGAAAAAAAAAAGAAGAACCAUUGUUUUUGCUAUUGGUAAUUCUGCCUGGAAAUAGCAUGGACUGGGGAAGGGAAUUGUUUAUACUCAAAGCUUUAGUAUAGAUUCAUAUUUUAGAGAGACAUAGACCUUACAUCAAAGAAAGCAGAUCUUUUAUGUUUUAUUAAGAUGCUUCUGUUAAACAGAACAUUAGCAUUCUUAUACGCUAUUGCUAGUUCCAAAGGAAGGCAGCAGGCUCUGUCCUAAGAGACACCAUCUUCACAAGAGAAUAGUGACGUUUAUAGAUAGUUCUUUCCUUCACUUUCAUGUUGAUGUUUUUUGUUUUGUGGGGUUUUUUUGUCCUUUUCUUCAUCUGUCUUGCACCAGGUUUAAAUGCAGCUGAUUUGAUUAGUCAUCAUGUAGAAAACAGUGGUCCAGUCCUAAAAGUUCCUAGCCAAGCAAAGUUGCUCCCUAGUGAGCUAAUUAAAACAUCAGCUGGGUAGGAGCUGUAGGGCUGCCGAGUGUGCUGCUUACCUUAGCCUUAGUACAGGUUGAUGCAGUGGAGUUUAAUACCACAGAUAGCAUAUUCUUUAGCAAUUCACAAAGAAAUUGGUUAUUUUUUUUUCUCUGAAUGAUGGACUUAAUUCGCGGACAAGAAUCCUCAGAAAUGUUGACUCUAAAUUAAAUUGCAGCAUUGUAGCUUGAGAAGGAAAGAAGAACUAUGUGUUUGCCUUCAGCAUCAUUUUUUAUGUUAACUGCAGAAAGUUCUUCACGUUGUGUAGUAAAACACUUAGGUCCAUACUUAAACUAAAGGCUAGGCCAGAGUUUGAAUUAGUAGAGUCACCAGGAACACACAAGAAAAUGUCUAUUUUAACUUACAGUUUACAAUACAAUUUCAUAGUUCAAGCUAUUAGUUCUUACGCUGCAGUGUAGUGAGGAAUUAAGCCAGCUUUUGCAUUCCUAUUAAGCAUUAAUUAAGCAUUUUCAUUCCUGCUAAUGCAUGAAAAUGCUUCUAAAUGAGUUUUGGGAAAUCUCCAUGAUUUAAGCUGUGAAAACAUUCUUUUGAGAAACAAUAACACACACCCUUUCGUCCAGCGUUUCUUGCUGCACACCACGGAGAAAUUACAUUAGAAGGUAAUCUUUCCAGUAAUAAGCAUUCUACAAACCUGCAGUGGUUUGUAUUUUUGCUGUCUCCUAUUGUUAGAAAAGAUUGAAUCCAAAUGCUUACCCGCUUUUGCUGUUCAUGCAGUGUAAAUGAGGGCUGAGCCUGGUCUUCAUUAGUAGCUGUCGGUCAAACCUGUUUCCUCUGUGGACUCUUUGCAUAAUCCCAGCCUGAUGAUUGACAACAGAGGCAUGUUUCUAGCCCUGUUUCCUACUCUGUGGCCUCUGUUUCCUCCCUGGUAAGCCUGAGGCAGGUUUGCUGAGAGUUGUUUUUCCCCCACAGUUAUAUCUUAAGUGCAUCCAAAAAAAAACCACCAACCAAACUUGGGUACUAUAAAACAGAAUAUAAGUAAAUUUUGGGCAUUGAAAGAUGAAAAUUGUCAUCUCAAAACUUUCCAGUUUAGCUUAAACUGAAGUUUAACUCGAGCAGCUGCUGUCUCUUGGACGUGGCAGUGCUGAGCAGUUCUCCCCUAACCUAUUUGGAGCUGCUCCCCCUAUGCAGUUAUGUACCUACCCGACUGCUGCCCCAACUCCUUUGAAACCCUGUGGUGCCAUACCCAGAAGCCACGGGUGUAACAUGGUUUUAUGAUACAAAUUAAGGGACUAGGCCACCUUCUAAUUGUGUUUGUGAAUAUCUUGUUUUUAAAACUGAGCGAUCUUAUCUAAUAGCCUGAAGGUGACUGUGUUUGCAUAGCGACAUGGAAACCUGUGUUCACUUUCUUAGCCUGCAAGGAUUCCACCUGCAUCUCCCACCACCUGUUUGAUUGGCAAUGGAUUGAAGAACCUCUUGGAGCUAAUCCCUGAAUCUCUGUUGUAUUAUACAUGAAUUGACUAAAAAGCUUAGAAAUUAUCCAAGUGGGUGAAUUUGAACCCUAAUGCUCACUGAGUAAUCUGAGACUACCUGGAGAGACAUAGUCCUAUCUGCUGUCUUUCUUCUCGGUGAAUCUCACAGUCCCCUUCUCCCGCUUUGAAUAGGAUGUUCAGAAGAUACUUUUCCCACUUCCUUCUCCCUAGAGUACUCCUGCUUCCAAGAUCAUCUGCUAGAGGAUGUAGGCUUGAAUGUCCUUAGGCUGAGUAAAGACUGAACUCAGGCCCCCCACUUCGUAUAUGUGUGUUCUUGAAUCUAGAUGACUAUUUAGAAGAGUAGUGGAACCACCUCCUACAGCUCUUUUUCGGGGAUAAACCUCAUGCAAAUCCCCUGAAAUCACACAUAGGCUCCUGCAUAUUGCGUUCUGGGUAGAUUCCAGGCUCCAGCUCCUGGAUGGGUAAUUCAGGACACAUUUAGUACAUGUUGGUGCAAUGGGAUGAGUUUUCUUCUAUGGAAAGCUUUUUCCAGACAGGCUGUGUUUUGGGUUGCCAGUCUGAGGUGAGGAGGUCCUUACACUGUACUGGGAGGCCCUGCAGGUAAUUUAAGGUUCUUCCCAGGGGUGAUGCCUUGGGAAAGAGGCACUACAGUGCCUAAUGUGGGAAUGCCUAAGCCUUCAUUGCAUCUAAACCUAAGUCCCUGCAAACGCUAAAAACAGAUGGAACUUUUCUACUUCCAUCUAACUGAUUCCAUAAAAGGAAAUCUUAAUUGCAGCAAAGGCAUAUGUACAAAUUCUGUUUACACUUGGAAACCAAGUCAAAGGAAUAAUUGGCAAAAGAGUAAGCCUAUUUGAUCAAAACAGGCACUGUUAAGCAACAUGGGAAGGAUGCUAAUCAUACCCUACUUAUGAAUAAAAUUGUGAAGUAGCUGAUGUAAAUUCUGUCCACAGAAAAGAAAAAAUUCUUUGUAAAAAAAAUACCUGGUAAAAACUCAAGUGAUAAAAGAAUAAAUUAUUCACAUGAAAGCUGUAACUCUCCUGUGCUGUUUGAUUGGCGCUCAGUGUUGUGUCCUGCUGAUGGCUAUUCAUCAGUGGCCCUAUUGCUUUUCCUGCUUUAUGGUCUCCAUUCCACUGAGUGCCCCAUGGCUGUGUUGCCUUUCAUUAACACAGAGCUCAAACUGGACCUGGGAUGACGGGCUUUCUGUCUGGGCUGACGUGAAGUGCUUUCAGCUUGAAUGAACUCAGAAAGUUUAGACAGAAUUAUAUCUUUGAGGUUUUUUGGGAUUUUUUUUUUGCAGUGGCAUUGCUCCUGGGAACUCAAGAAAGCAGGAGAAGGGGCAAUGGUGGUACCACUGAACAGUUGUAGUAAGAAGCAUUUAAUUCAUUUCCUUUUUUGUCUGCCAUUAUUCUGCACACCAGAUUUGCACUGGAUUUAACGGAACAUCUCUGUGUAGCUGUUACUACUGUGAGUCUGAGUACUAUUGUAACAAAGUAUGUUUUUAUUUAAGUGUAUUUGCUUCCUGACAGAAUCACAGAAUGGUAGAGGUUGGAAGGGACCUUUAGAGGUCACCUAGUCCACCCCUCCUUGCUAAAGCAGGUUCACCUAGAUCAGGUUGCACAGGAACACGUCCAGCUCUUGCUCUUAGAUAAUUUAAUGCAAGUUUCUACUAGUUCCACACAUUUAGUAGACUACUAGAACUAUUGACACACAAGCUCAGUAAAACUGUGCGCUCAGAAUAUAUAAUCAUACCCUUUUCAUUUGCUUUGGCCUGCUAAAUGUGGAGAGCUGCUGGAGUGGACCCGUUGAGAAUCACUAGGCUAUUUUGGAGAGUCUCUAACUUCCAUACAUUACUGAAUGGGAAGAAACAGGAGUGUGGGGUGGAAGGAUAGGAGAGAAAAGGACUCAAAAAUACCCGCUAUAUAUCCAGUAGAAACAAACAGAGGGGAAGGGAAACCAGAGUUGGUACUUGAGACGGUGAUGGCUACAGGGCCCAUCUUCAAAUAUUUUUUAAACAGCCUGAGCUUUUACCCGUUAUGUUGUUAAUCUUAUCUUGCACCUGCAAUACAUCUCAAACAAUCACAGAGUUUAAUAGGCUACUUAUUGCAGGAGUCUUGUGCUUUGCUUUUUAGUCUUAAUGGAUAAACCUUGGAGUAAUUUGUGAAAUUAUGAAGUAAAGUCGACGCUGCCGCUUAGAACAGAUUAACUAAUGCCAAUGCCUUAGACACUGUUCACACUUCAGAUGACUUAUAUGUGUAACUGAUGUAUUAACAGUUUCAUUUUUGAAGUAUAUAUAGGCAAAGCUUUUUAUGUACUCCAACAUAUGCUGUAAUGAAAUAAAUACAUACAAAAAGCUUAUGCUGCCCUUUAGGGAUUUCUGGGUAAUUGGUGCUUUUUCUGUGUCAUCCAUCCAGUCAGUAAACAAUGUUACAUUUGUUAAUGUAAACAAAGGCAAAAUUAUAUGGACUAUCACAAAGGUAAAAUGGUUAGGAAAUGUUUCUAAGGCUAAGCAAAAAGGAAUAUUUUCCUUUCACACUGCCCAAGGUAUUUGGAACAUUCAGUGUUCUGCACUGAACACACUUUUCCUAAGUGCAGUUUAGCAUAAGGUCUAGUUCAGUUUGUUUUGAUUUUCUUUUUUCCUGGUCAGUGUGUUAAAGUCCAUUAUUUAUUUAUAAAAGUUACAUGUUGGUCUUUUCAGGAUACUCCCCUUUCUUACAUCACACAUGCCAGGUUUUUUGGCUGGAGUAGAUUUAUAGCAGUGAAAGUAAAAGUAGAGUCAAGCACAAGUUGAAUUUCGUACUUUGUCUCCUUAUUUUGUCAUCAGAUAAUUUGCUUGAAAUGAAGUUAUAUAACCUAAUUGAAAGCUCGUAAGAGCCAUAGAGAGAUGCAUUGGGGUUGGAUUCUGACAUUUCCAUUGUUUCCUUAGUGACCCUGACAUGCAACCUCUGCCUAUUUCAGCUUUCUUACGCUUCCUUCAGAAAAUUUAGAAAUUCUUCUGCAGGUUAAACCACUGUAAAUCUGGAAUGACUCAACCAAACCUCUUAGAUUGCCAUCAAACUUGUUCCAUUCAGCCCCAGAAUUCUGAGUCUGUUGCGAUUAACUAGGGACCUUCAGUAGGAAAGAGAAAGAAAAGCUCUGGUGGAGUAUAACUCGGGCGAUUGCUAACUUAAAUGUGUUAACUUCACUAAAACAUGAAUUCCUGAACUGUCAUUAUUCUCUGUGCUGUGAAGUAGAUGUGAGGACACUUAGUGCCAAUUAAAUUUUAUCUCAAGUAUAUAGUCAUGCUUGGCUCAUUGAAGGUUUUACACCUACAUCUCUCAGAGUGCAUGUGCCCAGGUGCAGCCACAGUCUGGUGAAUGCUGUGGCUUGGUCCAAUCACUCGCACCAUGUCACACGAUAAAUUAUGUGGUUCUGAAACACUAAAGCCACCAGUGGUAGCACAAAGGAUUUGAGUUUCAAAGUCCUCUUGAUUUAGGCAUGGAGGAUCCUCUGUUACCCUCUGUUUCCAGAUGCAGUGCAUGUUUUUAGCAUCACUUGUAUCCAUGUAUUGGACUUCAAAAAUCACAAAAGAUUUAAUAUGAAAGCAUCCUGAGGAAGGUGAUAUUGACUUGUAUUCCCCUGGAGGCAGAGAAGUCUUCUUAGAAAGACAAAUCUGCUUUGGUCCAUGGACUGUGCCUGCGGGGAAGUCACGUAUACCUGGGAACUCCCAUGUCAAGCCGAGUAAUUAUAAAGUGUACCAAACAGCUAUGUCGUUGAAGAGGAGUUUGCAGCCUGUACACAGAUGUACCUAUUGUGGGGGAGAAUAAAGCAGCUUAAAUUAGUAACUGUUAAUACUGGGACUGUGCCUAGAAAUAAACUUCAUUCCUAUUUCAGGAUUGUGUUUUCUCGGUACCUGUGAAGAGAAAAGGAAGAAUUCACAGUCCAAAUAAAACUGUGUGGCUAAAAGUAGAUCAGGGGAGCACUAGGCAUUUAUUACUUGGCUGUGGCAGUACUUGCAGGCUUCUUUUUGAAAUGUGCAUGAAGAGCACCUGCAUCUGAAAUCGCAGUGGGAGCGGCUGUGGAUGAGGGAGCAUGGCCUGGCACAGCAGCAGCACCUGGGUGGCACUUGCUCCAGCGGCAAGCAGGCCAGUGAGGAGCUGAUUCAGUCUCCUCUGAACCACAGCUCUCACGCUGCCAGGUCCUUGGGAAGGAGAGAGGAAGGGGGUGUACCUGGCAGGCUUGGGCCAUGCCCCUCAUUGCUGUGCUCCCUUAGUGUACUGGCAGCAGCAGUGCUCAACGAAUUCCCCAGUGAGCAGCUGACACAUGCAGAGUUUAGAAGGUGAAGUCUUUUUCUCUCCUCCCUUCUAAUUUUUUCUUCUUUUUUUUUUCAUUUUCCUUCUAGUUUUAUUUUUUCUCUAUUUUUCUCCUUUUUUUCCUCAUGUCAUCCUCUUUUUCCUCCUCCCUCAUUCUCUUCUCUUUUUUUCAUUCUUUUUCUUUGCAGGUUGUGUGUAUUUCUCUGCUUGAACAUUCCAAUGGGUUAUACAAGGGAUCUGUGAAUUUGGAAAAAAUACCUAUUGGAAACCAAUGAAAUGUCUUCUUUUUUUCAGGAGGCAGACUUUCCCUCCCUAGCCUGCUAAUUUUUUCCCCUUAAUUAAGCUCUAAGUUUCUGGAUGAAGUGAAGAAGACUUAAUCCAUCUGCUUCUUGGCAGAAUGGCUCAACAAACUCCAAACUACUUUCUUCCUAAAGAAAUAAAGUUACAAGCAAUUGAAUUAGUCAUAAUGCAGAUGUAAGGCAAGAGCUCUGCACCUUUUUUUCAGCAUACUUUCAGUGACUGCGGGCUGUGCCUACAAGAAAGAGUAACAGCAGCACUGAAGUAUUGACUAGGUGGGAAGUCUUUGAAAAAUGAAGUAAGAGCACAAAUGGUUGCAGAAUUAAGUUAAUUCCUACACGUUUAGAAAGCAUCAUCUCAGUGGUCAGGGCCUGAAUUACUGACAGCUUGUUAGUGCGUUACAGAUGAAGGGUUGGGUUUUGCUUUUUUUUACCCCCUUCUGGUGCUUUGCAGUUCUUUCCACAUGUGAAAAAUCGUUGCAGAGUUUGUGAGCAGGAAAUUUGCAACCAUUUCUGCACAUUCUUCAUGGGUAAAUGAAGUUGUCGUCUACAAUGAUGGAUUAUAUGUCUCUCCCACAGUUUUCUAAUUAAGAAAAUGCUGAAUCUUGAUUAGAAUCAGAGAAAUACAAGCUGAGAUUAAUAAUAAAUAGAGGGAAUGCAAAUAAGACAAUAUUUUUUUGUAAUCUUUCCCAGACACUUUUAGAUCAUAAUGAAGUCCUAGGCAGGCAGUGAGACAUUUUUAAAAUAUGAUUUAAACCAUCAGGAAAACUCAUAAGUGGGCAGGUCCGCGAGAGAUCUCCUAGACCAAGAGCAGGGCUGUGGGGGAGCUCCCAUCAGCUGAGUAAGAGAAGCUGAACCUCUUUCCUUUGUGUCUUUACUCAAGUUCUGUGCUCCUAUGUAUCUUUUGAAAGCAAAUACUGACUCUGACUGUGUGAUAUGAUGACAUACCUUGGAGGUGCAGUUCUCUAUCACUCUAUCCUAAAACAAUGUGGCAAAACACUAAUAGAAAAGUAAACCAAAAGAAACCCCUUAAUUCAUCAGCAACUUCAUAUCUCCUUGUUAAGCACUACUUCAAUUAAUCAAAUCCCUUUUUUCUAUAGUAGCUAGCAACAGGACAAGGGGUAAUGGGUUGAAGCUGGAACACAAAAAGUUCCACUUAGACAUAAGAAAAAACUAUUUCACUGUGAGGGUGAGGGAGCCCUGGCACAGGCUGCCCAGAGGGGUUGUGGAGUCUCCUUCCUUGGAGGUCUUCAAGACCCACCUGGACAUGUUCCUAUGUGACCUGAUCUAGGUGACCGUGCUUCUGCAGCGGGAUUGGACUAGAUGAUCUCUAAAGGUCCCUUCUAACCUUACCAUUCUAUGAUUCUAUGAUUCUAUGAAAUGUUACUCAAAUGCAGAUUCUGGCCAUGUCCAACAGCCGAGUUUGCCUUUGACAAGGUUGGAGUAUACAGGUAUGAUGAUAGUACAUGGGAACAUUUGUAACAUUACUUUGAAAAGCGUAUCCUUAUACCAGCAUACGUUGUCUCUUACACAACUGAUUAAUGCACUAACGGCAAGGAGCACAGCCUGCCAUUUGACUCCACGGACUUGCUGUCAUUACUACAUUAGACUUUUCAAGUGGGUUGUUGGUGUAUAGUGGUCUAUCAGUGUAUGUAUCACUAUAUAUGCCUGUAACAUCCUUUUAUCCCAAUCUGGAAAGCAGCAUUGUGCCACCAGCUGAGAAGAGGAAGGAGCAGAAGCUGCUCACCUGAUAUUCCCUGUUGUAAGCAAUGACUGGAAGGACAUGGGGUGCAGAAUUUGUUCUGGCUGCCACUGCUUUCCUGACCAGACUGCCUGGCUCAGUGCCCACAGAAAGGAGUGAGGCAGAAGUGAAACUCUGCAUUCUCUCCCCCAAGAGCAAGAGGCGCAGGGGCUCAGUUGUUACUCAUUCGUAGGUCUCUGGGGAAAGCAUAGUUCCAGGCUUCCUCUUACUCAAAUUACAAGGUUGCCCUUCAUUCCUGAGAGCCAGGAAAACAGCUCAGCUUAUAUGUGGUAAAAGAGAACUUGUAAAAUAAGUUAUUUUUGAAAGGGCAGUGAAAAAAAAUCAGUAUUUGCAUUGGCUAGUUGUGAUGUUGCUACUGUAUUUGAAACAUCUGGAAUGCACUGUGGGUUUCCUCAUGAGUCCUAGAGCUUCCUCUUGUGUAGUUUAAGUGUGAAGGGAUCCAGGCAGUAGGUUUACUUUUUUUUUAACUUGCCCUGCUCUCUGAGGGCACUAAAAAGGCAAAUGAGCCCAGACAGUUGUGUGACUGCAGAAGUUCAUCCCUCAAAGAGCUACGCAGAAUCUCCCUACAUUGCUGUGCCAUGGCUGAUGGUAGCAGUGGGGGAAGAGAGUGUGGGCAGUGAAAGGAGGCUUGAGUGAAGCAUUCUCAGCAAGAAGAAAGGACCUAGUUUUAUUUCUGGUUCUGCCAUAAACUUCCAUUUAUUACUAGGGAAAAGCUGGUUAAGUUUCAGUUUUCUCCAAAGAGGAAAGUGUGGAUAAGGAGAGAGAGAAAGAGGAUUUAUCCCAUCAGGUACUGGAAAUGUAUUCUUUCAUUUUGCAUCAGUAAAGCACUUUGAGAUCUUUGGCUAAUAUUGCGGAGUGCAUUUGCUGUUUCUUUUUUUUUACUGUGGUCCAUGUGAACAGAAUAUUUUCUUCAUGUGGAGCUGAACAGAAUAAAAAAG
Molecule: messenger RNA, 12880 nt
Organism: Colius striatus (speckled mousebird)
Lineage: Eukaryota; Metazoa; Chordata; Aves; Coliiformes; Coliidae
Gene: KBTBD11
Product: kelch repeat and BTB domain containing 11
Exons: 3
Coding region: 320-2113 (597 amino acids)
Molecular function (GO): protein binding
Source: RefSeq, a predicted model, not a curated record